AUAGUGCCUUAUCCUCUCAACUCUCAACUCUCAAGUCUCAACCACCUGCUGCGCUGCAAUCCAACUACUGUACCUUCCGUUCCGACAUAGAAUUCAAAAAUCUCCAUCUCCAGACUCAGAGAAAACUAACCAUGUUAUCAAUGUCGUCAGUUCAAGCCAACAUAAAGGGAACUUUCGCUUGCCCGUCUUCUUUAUUUUCCAACAAACCAUUCUCUGUAAAGCCCAGAGCUCCUGCAACAAUAAUUCUUCAAGCCAAAACCACACCCAUUAGAAGAGACUUCAAGAUUGCAGCUACGGCUGCUUUGGAGGCUCCCACCCAGAAGAGUGGAGCGGGGGUGAAGAAGGUGGGGAAGACAAAACUGGUGUUGAAGUUCGUGUGGAUGGAAAAGAACAUAGGGUUAGGACUUGAUCAAGAAAUAGCAGGGCACGGUACAGUUCCUUUGAGUCCAUACUUUUUUUGGCCAAGGAAAGAUGCAUGGGAAGAGCUGAAGACCACACUAGAGAGCAAGCCUUGGAUAUCCCAGAAGAAAAUGAUCAUAUUACUCAAUCAGGCCACUGAUAUCAUCAAUUUGUGGCAGCAAAGUGGUGUCAACAUCUCCUCUUAAUUCUAUUUAAUUAUUUUGUAAUUCCUGCUGCUCUCAUCUCCCCCCAAUAACCAAUACUCUAUCUUGUUUCAUUUUAAUUUUAAUUUUAAUUUGCUCCCUUU
Ipomoea nil (Japanese morning glory) is the source of this 706-nucleotide messenger RNA. RefSeq names its product 30S ribosomal protein 3-1, chloroplastic. Gene Ontology annotation, biological process: translation. The record is from RefSeq and is a predicted model, not a curated record. The transcript is spliced from 2 exons. Gene Ontology annotation, molecular function: structural constituent of ribosome. Lineage: Eukaryota; Viridiplantae; Streptophyta; Magnoliopsida; Solanales; Convolvulaceae. The coding region runs from base 132 to 605 and encodes 157 amino acids. Gene Ontology annotation, cellular component: ribosome.